Papaver somniferum (opium poppy) is the source of this 921-nucleotide messenger RNA. Its product is annotated as F-box/LRR-repeat protein 12-like. Lineage: Eukaryota; Viridiplantae; Streptophyta; Magnoliopsida; Ranunculales; Papaveraceae. The record is from RefSeq and is a predicted model, not a curated record. The transcript is spliced from 2 exons. Gene Ontology annotation, biological process: SCF-dependent proteasomal ubiquitin-dependent protein catabolic process. Gene Ontology annotation, cellular component: SCF ubiquitin ligase complex. Gene Ontology annotation, molecular function: protein binding. Bases 1 to 921 code for a protein of 306 amino acids.
AUGAAGGAAGCAUAUUUAUUAUCAUCCAGCAACACUGACAGCAAGGGGUUGGGUAAGCGCAUGCUCCAGCUUACUUCAAAAGAAGUACAAGAAGAAAUAUCGAUGGAUGAUGCGCAUCCUUACAAAAGAGACUGUCAAACAUUGUCGAUUACAGAUCUUCCAGAUGAAUGUCUUAACCGUGUAUAUGAGAGCCUGAAAUCCAGUACUGAUCGUAGUUCCUUUGGUUUGGUUCUAUUUCUAUGCUUAAAUCCUCACUUUAAAUAUUUGGAUAUGAUGCAGUCUUUGAUAAUUUCUCCUCCAUUCCCUCGUCUGACAUCGGUACGUCUAGUUGAUACUAAUAUUACUGAUAAAGGUAUAGACUCCCUGACAAAAUGUUGUCCAUCCUUAGAGAAAGUGGACCUCACAAAAAGCAAUCAUAUUACUGAUUCAGGAAUAAGUUUUCUCUUACAAAACUGUCACAAACUCGGUUCUCUUAGUAUUACAGACUGCGAAAGGGUGACAGGUACUGGCUUUCUUGGGUGUCCGAAGACCUUGACUGAGGUAUCUGCAUAUGGUAAGCAAGAACUUACAACAGAGGGGAUUAAAGCAAUUGUGAGCGGAGGAGGGCUUCAAUCUCUAUAUUUAUCAGGAAAUACAGUUAAUGACGAAGCAGUUAUAGCUAUUUCAAAAGGUUGUCCUCUUCUAAAGGUAUUGCGCCUAAAAUCUUGUAAUGAGGUACAACUUGAAGGAUGGAAAGCUAUUGGUCUACAUUGCAGACACUUGAAAGCCCUUUACUUGGUCGAAUGCUUGAAAUUAUGUCAUGUAGGAUUGCAAGCUUUGUGUAAUGGGUGUAACCAGCUUUCAUAUUUUUUUACGGACACUUGUAGGGUUUUUGCUAUUGAUCUUUUCACGCGAGAAAGACGCAAUGUGCGUCUCCUAUGA